GUUUUUUCCAUGCUUGACACACAGAGCCUUUGCUAUGCAACAGCUACUUGUUCAAUGUUUCACAAGUGUGCAAUGGAUCCUUCUUGCUAUGCCAACAUCGACUUAACAACAGUUUCUCCGAGAGUUAAUAAUGCAGUGGUUUCUACAAUGAUCCAUCGAGCGGGAAACUCCCUUCAGUCUCUUAAGCUUGGUAUAGUUCCUGGCCCAACUGCACCCCUAGGAUCUUGCCAACCAUUGGUUUACAACAUCCGGAACUCUGUAGAUGUUACUAGCUUCUCAUGGAAUGACAAGAGAUCCAGACAGGGGAAGGAGUCAUCAGUUCUUACAAGAUCCUGCUUAAGCCCUUUGGGUGGGGGCAGUAGUUCUCCUGGGAUGCUCUUAAGAACAUUGCAUCUUUACAAUAUUGAAAGAAUGGAUAAUACAUCACUUUGUGUUGCAUUAUCUGCUUGUCCGUCUCUCCUUGAUCUGGAAAUUGUGGGCCUCCAUGUGGAGUUGAGACAGACAUUGAUGUCUGUGAUUGAUAGCUGUCAGUUGAUAGAGCGUUUGUUCUUUGAAUCCUCAAAAACAGGCAGAGAUGACAGCUUGAAAUCACCAACAUGUGUUGAUCUAGUUCAAAACUGUCCUCGUUUAGUGUCUUUAGCCCUUAGAGGAUUUAAACUACAUGAUUACAAAGUUCGCAUACUUAUUAAGGGACUCCGGAAGCUGAAAUAUGUUGACUUUUCAACAUCCUACUCAAUUACUGGAAGCUUUCUUAGAAACCUUGGGAACAGUAUAGGUGGUAAUUUAUUGGAGGUCUUGAUUUUAAGAGACUGUAUGCAUCUAAAAGAGGUGGAAGUUGCUCGUUUCAUGACAUCAUUACUUGCUGGAGAUUUCAAGUUCCUCCGACAUCUAGAUAUAUCCAAUAGGGAAGGGUUGGCAUCUGAGGGUGAUUGGUAUGAGAGAUGCUACAAUUCAAGGAUCAUUCCAAUUGAGCAAGUAAUGAAGGAGAGGCCUGACGUAUGCUUGCUGGCUGAUUUUCCAUCAGAAGGAAGUUAUUUCGAAAUUGAACAGAUGCUGGAGAGUGAAAUAAACAGUGAUGUCAGUCUGCCAUCACAGUUGAGCAGCCAUACAUCUGAUUCGAUGUUUAUAAGUUCUUCAGAAAGCAGCUAUAACAGUGAUCAAGGUAGUGGCAAUGAGGAUGGCCGAGAUUCCAGCUUUGUAAUAUUUGAGGAGAGCUCCGAUGAGGUGGAUUUUCUGGCCCUGUAGGAGGGAAGUUUUUAGCAAGAGCUGGUAAUUGCAGUAACCAAAUGAAUUUGGGAGGAUGCUUUCACACAUUACAAUCUGUCGUGGGCAUUGGGUGCGGGCAUGAGUGCGAUAUGGUGCUUCGAUUUACCGAAGAUUGGAAAAAUUUUGAACCAGUAGCCUGGUUGACUUGACAUCCCCAUUUAUUUACUGAGAUACAACCCAAAAGCUAUAUCCAGGUAGCUUCCUUCCUCCCAACCCUUUCUCUAGAAGAGGAAAAAUACAAAAAAUAAAGAGGAGAGAAGAGUGGAGAUUUAGUAGCUUUCCCCUUCCCUCGUUAUUAUAUCGUAGAUAUCGAUGGCUUUGUCGUCGUUUGCUAGAGAGCUUUAGUUCCUCCGAUGAUGUUAAUCUGCCAUGAAUGUAAAUUUUGUUAUACCAUUGCUUUUGUAGUGCAUUUGAAUCCUGAUCACAACUCAAUAGGAGUUGGAAGUUACUCUUCUAAUUGAUAUAACAUUUUGUAUGCAUCAGCAAUUCAAAUCAUUAUAUAGCAUUGUCUGAUGAAUGCAGCAGUUAUUGCUCU
This is a messenger RNA of Momordica charantia (bitter melon), 1801 nucleotides long. The record is from RefSeq and is a predicted model, not a curated record. Lineage: Eukaryota; Viridiplantae; Streptophyta; Magnoliopsida; Cucurbitales; Cucurbitaceae.